Acanthamoeba castellanii str. Neff is the source of this 189-nucleotide messenger RNA. RefSeq lists its product as uncharacterized. The record is from RefSeq and is a predicted model, not a curated record. The transcript has a single exon. Bases 1 to 189 code for a protein of 62 amino acids. NCBI's taxonomy places the organism in Eukaryota, Discosea, Longamoebia, Acanthamoebidae.
AUGCUGUGGAUGGUUGACUGGUUCACUGACCACAUCAACUGCCAAGCACCCCACUUCAACAGCCUGUUCCUCAUUCUGGGAACAGAGGUGCAGGAUGCCUUCUUGGUCUUGUGGGUGGGUGAGGUCAAUCUGCUGGUUCUGCCCUUCUACCUUGUCCUGUGGGUGCUUCAGCACCUUGUUGAGUGUUGA